This is a messenger RNA of Monodelphis domestica (gray short-tailed opossum), 2778 nucleotides long. It is a transcript of the gene C1H10orf90, whose product is annotated as chromosome 1 C10orf90 homolog. Gene Ontology annotation, cellular component: centrosome; cytosol; centriole. Gene Ontology annotation, molecular function: microtubule binding. Lineage: Eukaryota; Metazoa; Chordata; Mammalia; Didelphimorphia; Didelphidae. Gene Ontology annotation, biological process: regulation of centriole replication. The record is from RefSeq and is a predicted model, not a curated record.
CCCAGCCCUGCCCAGCCCCCAGAGGCAGCCUGUGGAGAAGACCCUGCGCUUCCCUCCAGGGAGCCUUCAGUGGUUCCUCCAGCACUGGGACUGCUCCUGGCGGCAGCCCCUCCCCUGUGCCAACAUGCCCUCCUCCACCGUCCAAAUGCCCAGCCCCCGGAGGGGCUCUGGAAAGGUUCCCAGGGACUCCCGAGCAGUGCGUGGAGGCCAGGGACCCCCAAGAUGCUUGGCCUCUAGCACGGAAACCUGCUUGGCUCCUAACCCCUGCCCUAGCCCCCGAGAGAGCGCAUUCAGCCAGGGACUCCAGGCAAGCCCGUACAAUGAGAGAAGUCAACUUUCCCUUAGGAACCUUCAGCCUGAGGUUGCAGAGAAGACAUCAGACUUUGCCAAGGAGGCUGUGGCGUCACGGAAAACGAAGAUGAUUUCAUCCCUCCUCAUCUCCCAGCUGAUCGAUGAGCGGAGACUGCGGAGGAGCGCCUCAGCCCUGCCCGGGCAGUGCAUGAUGCUUCAGCCCGAGGCUCAUCCCAUGAACCUGUCUCUGGCGCGCCACAGUCCGGCGGACAUCGACCAAGCCUUUCUCUUGCUUCCUGGUAGAAUGGGAAUCAAAACGUCCUGCAGGGAGGCUGGAGCUGGCCCUGAGCUGCCCCUCCAAGAGGGAAAGCCGGACCCUAACCCGAGAAAAGGGUUCUCCUCCAUCACCAUCACCGCCAGACGGGUGGUCCCUCCGGCCAGCACCCUGAUGUGGGGUACCGCUGUUGAGCCCCUGUGUUCCCAGUGUGGGGCUAAAGAGAAGACCGAUUCGUCUGGCGACCGGGAGCCGCCACCUCGCCACAGACUCUUCAGUGGUCAUGGGAGCCUCGCCAAUGGGCUGGCGACCUCGUUGAAGACUUCCGAACCACACGGGCAGGUGUGUGAAGGGCAUCCGUGCUGGAUCUUGAACCCCGAAAAUAAAGAGAACGAGCUGAUCCCUCCAGCCAUCCCAAGUCACGGGGAGAAAGUUCCCCUUCUGUUUAGCUCCUGUGUGCACCUACGGGUGUCUCAGCCGUGCUCCAACACUGUCCAUUACUUGGACAAAUCUCUCUCUAUACCCCUAGACCAAGCUCCCCUGGCCGGCUCCAAAGUGCACAAAUCAGUUCUGUCCCUCAACCUGAGCUGUAGUUCUCAUGGACUGACAGCAGAUGGAGCAGACCGCAUGGCUAAUGCAGAAGAGGAAGCGAUGGGAGGCGAGCCACUGAGCCAGAAGCAUGCAGAGCAGCACGAGAAGAGGUCCCCGACGAGCUGGGCCCCGGACUUCAAAGAGAGCUGUCUGAAGGAGAGCCCGCCUUGGAGCGGGAUGUCUCUGGGGAAUUACCCGUGUCCUUGGAGCAGCGCACCCCCCCUGGGGAGCACAGAAGACCCUGGGGAAGGAGUGGACCCCUUAGCGAUGGGCAAGACGAAAGGAGACAGCAUGGUGGCGUACCACGCCAGGAGUCACCCUGAUAAGCUGUCCAUCCAUAUCCCAGGCUGGAGCUAUGCAGCAGAAACAAAAGCAUUUUCUGGAAAUAUCAAGAUGCAACAAGGAGAACAGUGCAUGGCUUUGUCAGCAACCCUAGUGGGUCCCUCACCCAGAAACGAUUUUGUUCCUGAUGUUUCUGGCUCUCCAAAAGAUGAUUAUCAGUCUAGCAAGCCUUUGGAAUCACAAGAAAUUCAGCCACAGCAGUUUCUGAAACCCAAAGCCCCCUUACCUGACUAUCUCUGUCCCUUAAAAGCUCUCUGUCCCUCUUCACAGGAAGACAUUGGGGUGCCAGUAGAAAGCCCUUUCCCCCCAGGGGAUUACCGGUGCUGUGACCUGGUCGUGAAGCUCAAGAAGUACGAGCGCCCCGUCAAAGAAGAGGAGAUGAUUCCAGAAUCGCCGCCAGCCCCUGCAGAGCCCAUGAGCAGCCCGGAGAAGCCAGACGCAGCCCAGGAGCAGGACGUGUGUCCAGAAGCAGAGCUCAACGUCUUUCCUGUCCACUCCCUGACCCUGAGGGAAGCCCUCGAGGUCUACAAACCGCAGUUUAUCUCUCGUUCGCAAGAACGCCUGAGGAAACUGGAAAGCAUGGCCCAGCAGAGGAAAGCCCAAGGGUGCGAGACCCCCAGGAAGAAGCCCAGCCCCCUCCCUCUCCGGCCAACGAAGAAGAAGCAAUACACCAUCCCGCAUCCUCUCAGUGGAAAGGAAACUAAAGUCCAAAAUGAAGAAAAACCUAGUCCAGGGACACACAACAACUUGUUCAAGCCCAAGGAGAGAUGCAUUUCAGAGAAGGAGAUGCAUAUGAGAUCUAAGAGAAUCUAUAACAACUUGCCUGAAGUGAAAAAGAAGAAGGAAGAACAAAAGAAAAGAGUGAUUCUACAGAGUAACAGACUACGCGUAGAAGUCUUUAAAAAGCAACUACUGGAUCAGAUCCUUCAGAGGAGCAAAGAACGAUCUGCAAUCCCCUUCAGCUGCAACUCUGGGGAUCUGGAAUGACCUAAAAUAUUACAUAGCCAAUUAAAGUUAGCCUUAACUUCAUCAUCCAAAAACCUUGAUUUAACCUUGGGAUUUUUCACCGUGGAAGAAAUCUCCCCUGAUUUUGACAGUAAGCAACAGCACCUACUUGUACCCAGAGGAAUGAUCAACGCAGAGAAAUAUCCCCGUGCCCACGAGGUGCAGCCAGCUGUUUUCCCCUUGAUAUGUCACUGUUUGCUCCUGCAUGUCCUUCCAUUCUGACCUGGGAAGAUUCCAUGAUUUUUCUGGUGCAUAAAGAACCAGGGGGGUCUUGA